Messenger RNA from Solanum lycopersicum (tomato), 1032 nucleotides. The record is from RefSeq and is a predicted model, not a curated record. Lineage: Eukaryota; Viridiplantae; Streptophyta; Magnoliopsida; Solanales; Solanaceae.
AUGAGGAGGAGGUUUGACGCAAGUAAUGAGCACGCCAAGGAGUUGAGAGGUGAUUUGGCUAACAUUGGGCAAAAAAUGGAUGCACAUGCAGUCUCAAUCAAGCAUCUUGAUAUGCAAAUGGCCCAAUUGUCGUCUACAGUGAACCCUCGUCAACCGGUUAAUUUUCCUAGCUAUACCGUCCAAAAUCCAAAAAAUGAUGGACAUUGUAUGGCAGUCACGACUCGAGUGGAUAAGCAAACCAUUGAUCCACCUACGCCAUCUGAUAUUGAAGAUGAGGUGAGAAGAGAAGAUGCGGUAAUAGAAGCUAGUGGUGAGUUGGUAAAUAAAGCCGUAAAAGAAUUAGAGAUGCCCCAAAAGGUGACCCCCGUUCCUAGACCACCACCACCAUUUCCACAAAGAUUGAUGAAGAAGACCGAGGAUGGCAAAUACCAGCAUUUUAUUACUAUAUUGAAACAACUUUCCAUCAAUGUACCUUUGAUAGAAGAUCUUGAACAAAUGCUCGGUUAUGCCAAGUUUAUGAAAGAUAUGGUCACUAAGAAGACGUCAAAAGAAGAUAUGGGUGCUUUAACUAUUCCAUGUACAAUCGGGUUAUUACACUUUGCUAAAGUAUUAUGUAAUAUUGGGAAAAGCAUAAAUCUCAUACCUCUCUCCAUUUACAAGAAGUUAGGUUUGGCUGACCCAAAUCCCACUGUGAUGCGGUUACUGAAGGCCGAUCGAACAAUGAAGAGGCCUAUUGGGAUACUCCACGAUGUGUUAGUGAAGGUGGAGUCAUUCAUAUUUCCGGCUGAUUUUGUCAUUCUUGACUGUGAGCUGGAUUUUGAGGUGCCUAUUAUUCUUAAGAGGUCCAUGAAGCAGAGUGGUGAACUCCAAAUGGUAUCUACUAUAUCAUACAGGGUUGAGAGUACGUCUAAGGUUCAAAUUGAAGAGCGUCUUAGUGUUGAGGCACUAGCGGCAGUGAUUAUGAACUUUAAGAGUGAUGGUAUUGAUGAUUAUAGGUCAUUGGUUGAGGCACUUGAUCGAGGUGAUAUUUGA